Molecule: messenger RNA, 918 nt
Organism: Momordica charantia (bitter melon)
Lineage: Eukaryota; Viridiplantae; Streptophyta; Magnoliopsida; Cucurbitales; Cucurbitaceae
Source: RefSeq, a predicted model, not a curated record
AUGAAAACAGAAGAAGACAAAUCCAAAUGGACGUGCACAUUAUUCCAGCCUAUUUAUGAUAACACCGAACAAGCAUAUCGGUUUCGUCAUGUCCAUCUUGAUCUUUUUGUAACCCUGUCGACGAUUCCUGAUGAUGUUUUUAUUAAUUUUUUGUACACAGAUGUUGCAGGCUUUCCUGAUAAAUAUUGUGAUCUUAGUACAAUCAUUGAUUGGGAAACGUUGGUUACAUUACAAAAACAUGUUGCUUUCAAAGGUGACAAUGGUUGCAACCUCAGGGCAAGAUGGAUGAAUAACUAUGGAUUCUUGGAAUUUGAAACCACCGACAUUGGAGAUCCUGCUGUUCCAAUGGAAACCUUCACAACAAAAGAUGGAUGUAUUUGCAUAAAGUCAGAUUAUAUCGGAACGUUUUGGCUGUGUAGCGACGUAACUAAUGAUAUAUUGGCAAGGUCAACUGAUGUUACAGACGCGGACCCAAAUACUUUGUUUUGGCCCAUCAAACUUGAUAACAAUACCAUUGCUCUACGCAGCUUGAAUAACAACCGUUUCAUAAAAAGAUCCAGUUAUCCAUUAGUGGAAAAUGGGCUCUGCCCUUUGGUCAAAACCAUUGAUCAAUAUUCAAAAUUUCAAAUAGAAGAGGUUGUUCUUUCACGAGACAUAUAUGACGUACGUUUUCGACCGUCAGAUGCUAGGAUCUACGAUCAAAGUUUACUGGUGAUGGCCACUGGAACUGCUACUAAUAGGAUAGAAGUACCCAACACUGUGGGCUUGCAUCUCAAAUAUACAGACACGAAAUCUAGCACGUGGAAUGCAUCAGUUUCAUUGAAGUUAGGUGUGAAAACAAAAAUUCAAACGAAAAUACCCUUCUUUGUAGGAGGAGAAGUUGAAAUGUCUGCUGAAUUGUCAGGAGCAUAUCAAUGA